AUCAGACGUCGUCACAGACACCCAUGCUCAAUUUACCACAGGAACUAAUCGACCACUUUAUCGAUGGAUUUUUCGAUUCGAUAGACGAUCUCAAAAACUUAUCACUAGUCAGCAAGUCCUGGCUUCCCAGAGCUCGAUAUCACAUCUUUCGCUUCAUUACGCUUGCACCUCAGGACCUAGAGAGGAUCCGCGAAUACUACGCUUACCUGGAGCACAAAGCAUCAGCUAUUCGUAAUGGACGUUAUUAUCAUCAUCCUUUCUCUUUUGCAGAACAACGCCUGCUCCAUUCCUCAUUACUCGGAGAUCUCCAUCCACAGACAUUCUUCAUAUCUUCCCUCCAAGAUACCCUUCAUCUCGUUCAGGGUCUACGGCUGGAGUCCUUCAUUCGAGUAGGCAGAGGACGAAGAAUCUCUCCUCAGAAGUACUUUCAUCAGUGGCUUGGAAUUCUGGGCCAGGAAUCCGCAGAAGAGUCUAUUCUAAUGCGAGACCUAUACGUUGAUGAUAAGUUUCAUAAAAGGCAGAAAGAUCGCUGGAAUGCUGUUGAUCUACCUUGGGGUCAUCGAGCAGGACUUCAUGCAUUACCGUUCAGGUGCCUACGAUACCUCCAGAUUCGGUGGAGUGUAUUUAGUUGGAUACCACCAUGUGUACUUUUGGAGGGAGAAGAAUCUUCGGCAGUUCAUGCGGACCCCACCCAGUGGCCUGGAUAUCAACUCGCUAUGCUUUUCAAGGCUAAUGCGAACACUCUGGACCAUGUUUCUAUUGACGAGUAUCCCGGCUUCCGUUCAGAAAAUUACAGCUCUAUUCAGACUUCAGAUGCUCUGUUGCAUCUCCUUGCGAAAAAUGUGCCAAAACUCAAGUUGCUUUUUCUUGGGGGACCCAUGCAGCGAGUGGAUAAUAUUCCUAUACCCGAAAUCUCAUUUGAUCUUCCCCAGCCCACAGAUCCUGAUGCCCUUCUUUUUCGAGAUCGACCGCUCUAUCCUUCAGGCAAGGAGGUUCCGUAUGUUCAUCCAAAUCUCGCCAGCACAAGUAACUACGACUCGGAUUGUGUACAUUUGUCUCUUGAUUGUUUUGCCAUUCGAGGAUUUGACUUGGAGUCCACACUUUUGAUUGAGGAUGCACUCCUAAAUAGUGGCGCGCUCUCUGCUACGAAAUAUUUGGCUCUAUUUGCAAUGCCGGCGAACUUCAACUACAUGUUUUUUCUGUCUAGAUUGCAUUUGGACAAGACAACCCUUCAUCUCGAGCUGCAAUUUCAUUGCUUCCCUAAUUUGGCAUGUCUCCAGCUUAUGAUACACUCUAUACGCUCUACGGCCAACCUCGAAAAUAUGGUUGAAUGUUUGUUAAAUGAUGAUGCCUCCGAAUUCGAUGAACCUAUGGCAACUGCACCAAGUCUCAAAUUAUUACACCUAGCAUUUGGCUACAAACAUUCAUAUCUUGUGAAGCAAUAUCUGACAUCAUCCUCGGUAGAUGAUCUCCUUCGGUUACUGGUUCAACCCGUGCCGUCUGAUUCAGACAAGCCAAUCAGAAGAACAAAGGUGGGGGAGAUCACAAUGGACUUACCAGAAAGUUCCAUUGCAGAUUCGUUGCCGAUGACAUUUCAGACGGGCAGUCUGAACUUUGGGAAAACAGAUGUGUGGUGGUGGCGUCAGCCUGCAUAUCUCUAA
Messenger RNA from Lentinula edodes (shiitake mushroom), 1661 nucleotides. RefSeq lists its product as uncharacterized. The coding region runs from base 24 to 1661 and encodes 545 amino acids. The record is from RefSeq and is a predicted model, not a curated record. Lineage: Eukaryota; Fungi; Basidiomycota; Agaricomycetes; Agaricales; Omphalotaceae. The transcript has 3 exons.